UUCUCUUUCUAGGUCUUAAAACCCUUCCUCUUCGAGCUUUGAAUCUCUCUCUCACUUCGAGCUUCAGGCUGUUCGUAUCGUCGGCGAGGAAACGAUACAGCGGCCAUGGCGGCACCUGAAGCUCCUCUCUGCUAUGUCGGCGUUGCCAGACAAUCCGCUGCUUUCCGCCUCAUGAAACAAAUGGGGUGGGAAGAAGGAGAAGGACUCGGUAAAGACAAACAAGGAAUCAAAGGACACGUUCGAGUCAAAAACAAACAAGAUACUACUGGCAUUGGUUUAGAGAAGCCUAAUGCUUGGGCAUUUGACACCACUCAAUUUGAUGGUAUUCUGAAAAGAUUGAAAGUGCAAACUGCACAACCUGAUGCAAAGAAAACAGAAGUUGAAGAUGAGUCAGAAUCAGAAUCAGAAGAAGAGGCAGAAGUGCAAAAGCAAAUUGAGGAGAAAGUUGCCAAGGUUACUCGACCACAGGGAAGAUAUAUGAGAAGAGAGAGAGCAAAGCUUGUUCAUUCCUAUUCGGCGAAGGAUCUUGAAGGCAUCCUUGCAAAGGUCGAGGAGCCUACUGCAACAAAUCCUAGUCUCAGUGGUCAAGUGAAGGAGUUGGAGAAGGCAUCUGAAGCUGAAUGUCAUAUUAUAUUUGCUGAGGGUAACAUGCUGGAAGAGAUCUCUCCAGAUUGGUGGGGCUUUAAACUUGGGUUUACCUCUGGGGGUCUUCUAGGAGCGGAAUCUAGAAGAAAGUUACAAAGUGAAAAGUCAAAGACAAGAACUGCAUUUCACGAGGAUGAUCAGGAGAAUCUUUACAAUCUUGUUCAAGAUAAUGCCACAACCGGAAAGCAAGGGCUAGGAAUCAAAGACCGGACCAAAAAGAUAGCUGGUUGUUACUUUCAGGGGAAGAAGACAUCAUUUAGUGACAAUGAUGAUGAAGAAUCUUCCGAUCCUGAUUGUUCGGAAACCGAAAAACUUGAUGUCUCUUUAGAAAUGGAAAAGACAAAGGAACCAAAAAUUAAGUUGAAAAAGCUUUGCAAGAAGCUUAUUCGUCAGGUACCUGGCGAGUCAAUAAAGCUAAAGGAUCUAAAAACCUUGAUCAAUGAAAAUUCAUCUGCCGUUUUUUCAGACUUCUCUUCUAAAAAAGAAGCUCUUUCUUACUUAAAACAGAAGCUGAGUGGAAGUAAGAAGUUUGCGAUUGAAGGCAAAAGAGUGAGACUCGCAUCAAGGAGGAACUAAAACAAUUUUGGUAGAAAUUUUGAGGUGCCAUUAUUUAUUUUAUCUAAGAUUUUGAGAUGUCUGUAGCUGGAUCUGUACAUUGCAGUGCAGUAUCAGUCCAAUUCAUAUUCAAAUCUUCCUACAUACAAUUUUGUGUUGCUUGAUCUGUUGUAGUAAUUAGUAGAUAGUGCAAAAUUAGCAAUUUCAAUAUAUAUUACGAAAAGUAUAAAUCCCUUCUCGUUGGAGGGAUGUGAUUAUUGUAGACGAUUGUGCUUAGAAAGGCAUUCUUCAAUGAAUACUGUUUAAAUGUA
This is a messenger RNA of Cannabis sativa, 1511 nucleotides long. Its product is annotated as G-patch domain-containing protein 1. Gene Ontology annotation, biological process: regulation of ribosome biogenesis. Gene Ontology annotation, cellular component: nucleolus. NCBI's taxonomy places the organism in Eukaryota, Viridiplantae, Streptophyta, Magnoliopsida, Rosales, Cannabaceae. Bases 106 to 1221 code for a protein of 371 amino acids. The transcript is spliced from 10 exons. Gene Ontology annotation, molecular function: nucleic acid binding. The record is from RefSeq and is a predicted model, not a curated record.